AUGUUCCUCUUCGACUGGUUCUAUGGCAUUCUCGCUUCUCUCGGUCUCUGGCAGAAAGAAGCCAAGAUUCUCUUCCUCGGUCUCGAUAAUGCCGGCAAGACCACCCUCCUUCACAUGCUCAAAGACGAGAGAUUAGUUCAGCACCAGCCGACCCAGCACCCCACUUCGGAGGAAUUGAGCAUUGGGAAGAUCAAGUUUAAGGCUUUCGAUUUGGGGGGUCAUCAAGUUGCUCGCAGGGUCUGGAAAGACUAUUAUGCCAAGGUGGAUGCUGUUGUAUACCUGGUCGACGCCUAUGACAAAGAGAGGUUUGCGGAAUCUAAGAAGGAGCUUGAUGCUUUGCUUUCAGAUGAAGGCUUGGCAGGUGUUCCAUUUCUUGUUCUUGGAAACAAGAUUGACAUCCCUUAUGCAGCAUCGGAAGACGAGCUACGGUUUCAUCUAGGCCUGACCAAUUUCACCACCGGCAAAGGAAAGAUCAACCUCGCAGACUCCAACCUUCGACCCCUUGAAGUGUUCAUGUGCAGCAUUGUGCGCAAGAUGGGGUAUGGUGAAGGCUUCCAGUGGGUUUCCCAAUACAUCAAGUAG
Molecule: messenger RNA, 582 nt
Organism: Sphenostylis stenocarpa
Lineage: Eukaryota; Viridiplantae; Streptophyta; Magnoliopsida; Fabales; Fabaceae
Source: the annotation of a GenBank genome assembly